Gekko japonicus is the source of this 18834-nucleotide messenger RNA. Its product is annotated as neuroblast differentiation-associated protein AHNAK-like. Bases 234 to 17585 code for a protein of 5783 amino acids. NCBI's taxonomy places the organism in Eukaryota, Metazoa, Chordata, Lepidosauria, Squamata, Gekkonidae. The record is from RefSeq and is a predicted model, not a curated record. Gene Ontology annotation, cellular component: cytoplasm; costamere; nucleus. Gene Ontology annotation, molecular function: protein binding. Gene Ontology annotation, biological process: regulation of RNA splicing. The transcript is spliced from 5 exons.
CUGCAGGGAUAUCACGGGAGCCUGCUUGCCAGGGCUCAGCCACCGCCUCCAGGAAUCCCACACCAGAUCGGGGUCUAGGCAGUACCGGGACAUCGUCUGGCAUGGCAGUGCCGGGCAGCUGAAGGCCUCUGACCCACAGGCUGGGAAGUUGGAACCGACAGUACCAAAGGAUUGGCAAGUGACAAGAAGGGAAUUCCUGGGGCGGUUCCUGCCUGGACCAAAGUCCCAGAAAGAUGGAGAAGGAGGAAGAAGACACCCGGGAGAUUUUGCUCCCCGAUUGGCAAGGAAGCGGCUCUCGUGGCCUCAACAUCGAGCAGACAGACGAGGGUGUGUUUGUGAAACGGGUGACGGAGGAUUCACCGGCUGCCAAAGGGGGAGUCGUGAAGGAAGGGGAUCAGAUAGUGAGUGCCACAAUCUACUUUGACAACAUGCAGUCCGGGGAAGUCACAGAGAUCCUGAAGAACGUGGGCCACCACACCGUGGGCCUUCGGCUGCAGAGGAAAGGAGACCGAUCACCAUUGCCGGGACAGUCUUGGACGCAUGACGUAUUUGCUCCCAGGAGUCCAGAGGUUGUUCUGAGCGGGGACGAUGAAGAGUACAAACGGAUUUACACGACAAAAAUCAAGCCACGCCUGAAAUCGGAAGAUGGUAUGGAAGUUGAGCACACGGGAACCCAAAGCAGAACCAUCACAGUUACCAAGAGAGUUACCGCCUAUACUGUCGACGUAACAGGACGUGAAGGUGCCAAAGACAUUGACAUCACCAGCCCGGAGUUCAAGAUCAAGAUUCCAAAACAUGAACUCACCCACAUUUCCAAAGCAGAGAUUGAAACAGAGCCUGGGAAAACUGUAAUCAAAAUCCCACAUGGGGAUCUGUCGAUGAGAACCACCCAAGUGACAGAUUUCCAUGCCGGGGUGACAGGAAGACCUUCCAACAUUACGUAUACUGGACAAACAACUGAAUCACGCUCCGGGAAGUUGGACAUCGGAGUUCCUGAGAUCCGCAUGGAUAAACCCACAGUGGGGACAACUGAUAUUCGCAUCUCUGGGCCUCAUGUCAUUGGGGUAGAUCUGAGAACCCAAACAGACUUGCAACCUUCAGAAGGCCCAGAAGCUGGUUUUCGUAUCACAGCGCCUGAAAUAAAUGGGAAAACUGCCGGUUCUGCCAUAGACCUGAAAGCAGGGGUUUCAGGAGGUAAACUACCACAGUUUGGUAUCUCAGGCCCCCAAGUGCAAGGUGAUAUGGGACAUUUACAAGCUGAUUUGUCAUCACCACACCUCAAGGGUCCCUCAGUCAAUGUUUUUGGGCCCCAAAUUCAAGGUGGACUCAAAGGUCCAUCAGUGAAGUUCCCUACGUCAAGCAUAGAAGGCAAUAUUAAAGCUCCUGAUCUCAGUGUUGCGGGCAAAGACAAAAUAACAUUUCCUGCAAUGAAAAUGCCAAAAUUUGGUGUGUCAUCUCCAACUUCUGACUUGGAGGUGCCUCAGCUUGAUGUGACAGCUCCAUCGGUGACUCUCAAAGGCCCAGAAGGUUCUCUUAGAGGGCCCACGUGUACGGUGGGAGGCCCUGGAAUCAAACAGCCACAGGUGGAUAUGGGUCUAAAAGGACCUGAGUUCAAGGGUGGAGUGAAAGUUUCUUCUCCAACUUUGACAGGCCCCAAGGUUGAUAUCAGAGGGCCCAAGGUGGAUCUCAGGGCUCCAGACACAGGAGUUGAAGUGGGCGGAGGAAACAUUAAAAUACCGCACAUGAAACUUCCUAAAUUUUCUGCAUCAGGCCCCGCUGUGGAUGUGACUGUUCCUAAAGGGGGAAUUGAUAUCUCAGGACCCAAAGUGGAUAUUCAGUCUCCAGAUGUGAGUAUUGAUGCACACGUGAAAGGACCCAACUUCGGCAAGCCUGAAAUAGGUGGUCAGAUACCCAGAAUCUCUAUGGCGGAUGUUGACCUGAACCUUAAGGGUGCAAAAAUGAAAGGAGCCAUGGAUAUUUCAGGGCCAAAAUUGGAAGGUGGCCUGAAAGGGCCUGGUGUGGACAUUAAGGGCCCCAAGCUAGAUGUUGAAGUUCCAGAUGUUAACCUUGAGGGUAGCGUAAAAGGUCCAAAAGUCUCUAUGCCGUCCUUGAAAACAUCACCAGUAAAAAUAACCGUGCCAGAUGUGGACUUAAAUUUGAAAGGGUCGAAACUAACAGGUGGUGUGGAUGUCUCUGUGCCGAAGGUAAAAGGUGACUUCAGGGGCCCCCAGGUUGAUAUCAAAGGCCCCCACCUGGACCUAGAUGCACCUGGCAUUGGCCUCAAGGGCCCUGGAGGAGAACUGAAAGGCCCUCACAUCAAAAGGCCAGAAAUGCAUGUCAAGACCCCUCAGAUAUCCAUCCCAGAUAUCGACCUGAACUUGAAAGGCCCCAAAAUUAAGGGCGAUGUGUCCAUUCCAAAGGUGGAAGGAGAACUGAAAGGCCCAAGUGUUGAUAUCAAGGGCCCCCACGUAGACCUUGGCAGACCAGAUGUCGAACUUCACGGGCCAGAACUAAAAAUGCCUAAAAUGAAACUGCCUAAAUUUGGUGUACCAGGCUUGAAAGGCGAAGCCCCUGCUGUCGAUGUCGCCCUUCCAAAGGGAAACAUUGGUGUUUCAGACCCUGGGGUAAAGAUAGAGGCUCCUAGCUUGGACAUCAAAGGCCCUGGAGGGCAGUUGAAAGGUCCCCACAUCAAGAUGCCAGAAAUGCACGUGAAAACCCCUCAAAUAUCCGUGCCAGACAUCGAUCUGAACUUGAAAGGCCCCAAGGUCAAAGGCGACGUUUCCAUUCCAAAGGUGGAAGGAGAACUGAAAGGCCCAGCAGUCGAUAUCAAAGGGCCCAAAGUGGAUGUCAGUGCACCAGAUGUUCAACUUCACGGACCAGAAUUCAAGAUGCCUAAACUAAAAAUGCCAAAAUUUGGCAUGCCAGGCUUCAGAGCCGAAGUCCCUGAUGUUGAUGUCAAUCUCCCAAAGGGUGACAUUGGAAUUUCGGGACCCAACGUGAGCCUUGAGGGUCCUGAAGGCAAAAUUAAAAGUCCUCAUGUCAAGAUGCCUGAACUAAAUAUCCAGGCGUCAGAGAUCUCAGUACCAAAUGUGGACUUGAAUUUGAAAGGGUCGAAACUAACAGGUGGUGUGGAUGUCUCUGUGCCGAAGGUAAAGGGUGACUUCAGGGGCCCCCAGGUUGAUAUCAAAGGCCCCCACCUGGACCUAGAUGCACCUGGCAUUGGCCUCAAGGGCCCUGGAGGAGAACUGAAAGGCCCUCACAUCAAAAGGCCAGAAAUGCAUGUCAAGACCCCUCAGAUAUCCAUCCCAGAUAUCGACCUGAACUUGAAAGGCCCCAAAAUUAAGGGCGAUGUGUCCAUUCCAAAGGUGGAAGGAGAACUGAAAGGCCCAAGUGUUGAUAUCAAGGGCCCCCACGUAGACCUUGGCAGACCAGAUGUCGAACUUCACGGGCCAGAACUAAAAAUGCCUAAAAUGAAACUGCCUAAAUUUGGUGUACCAGGCUUGAAAGGCGAAGCCCCUGCUGUCGAUGUCGCCCUUCCAAAGGGAAACAUUGGUGUUUCAGACCCUGGGGUAAAGAUAGAGGCUCCUAGCUUGGACAUCAAAGGCCCUGGAGGGCAGUUGAAAGGUCCCCACAUCAAGAUGCCAGAAAUGCACGUGAAAACCCCUCAAAUAUCCGUGCCAGACAUCGAUCUGAACUUGAAAGGCCCUAAGGGCAAAGGAGACGUUUCCAUUCCAAAGGUGGAAGGAGAACUGAAAGGCCCAGCAGUCGAUAUCAAAGGGCCCAAAGUGGAUGUCAGUGCACCAGAUGUUGAACUUCACGGACCAGAAUUCAAGAUGCCUAAACUAAAAAUGCCAAAAUUUGGCAUGCCAGGCUUCAGAGCCGAAGUCCCUGAUGUUGAUGUCAAUCUCCCAAAGGGUGACAUUGGAAUUUCGGGACCCAACGUGAGCCUUGAGGGUCCUGAAGGCAAAAUUAAAAGUCCUCAUGUCAAGAUGCCUGAACUAAAUAUCCAGGCGUCAGAGAUCUCAGUACCAAAUGUGGACUUGAAUUUGAAAGGGUCGAAACUAACAGGUGGUGUGGAUGUCUCUGUGCCGAAGGUAAAGGGUGACUUCAGGGGCCCCCAGGUUGAUAUCAAAGGCCCCCACCUGGACCUAGAUGCACCUGGCAUUGGCCUCAAGGGCCCUGGAGGAGAACUGAAAGGCCCUCACAUCAAAAGGCCAGAAAUGCAUGUCAAGACCCCUCAGAUAUCCAUCCCAGAUAUCGACCUGAACUUGAAAGGCCCCAAAAUUAAGGGCGAUGUGUCCAUUCCAAAGGUGGAAGGAGAACUGAAAGGCCCAAGUGUUGAUAUCAAGGGCCCCCACGUAGACCUUGGCAGACCAGAUGUCGAACUUCACGGGCCAGAACUAAAAAUGCCUAAAAUGAAACUGCCUAAAUUUGGUGUACCAGGCUUGAAAGGCGAAGCCCCUGCUGUCGAUGUCGCCCUUCCAAAGGGAAACAUUGGUGUUUCAGACCCUGGGGUAAAGAUAGAGGCUCCUAGCUUGGACAUCAAAGGCCCUGGAGGGCAGUUGAAAGGUCCCCACAUCAAGAUGCCAGAAAUGCACGUGAAAACCCCUCAAAUAUCCGUGCCAGACAUCGAUCUGAACUUGAAAGGCCCUAAGGUCAAAGGAGACGUUUCCAUUCCAAAGGUGGAAGGAGAACUGAAAGGCCCAGCAGUCGAUAUCAAAGGGCCCAAAGUGGAUGUCAGUGCACCAGAUGUUGAACUUCACGGACCAGAAUUCAAGAUGCCUAAACUAAAAAUGCCAAAAUUUGGCAUGCCAGGCUUCAGAGCCGAAGUCCCUGAUGUUGAUGUCAAUCUCCCAAAGGGUGACAUUGGAAUUUCGGGACCCAAGGUAGAUAUCGAUGCUCCUAGCUUGGACAUUGGAGGGCCUGAAGGAAAAAUCAAAGGUCCCAAAUUCAAGAUGCCAGAAAUGAACAUUAAAACUCCUAAGAUCUCCAUGCCAGAUAUUGAUUUGAACAUGAAAGGGCCAAAAGUGAAAGGGGAUCUAGAUGUUUCUAUGCCAAAAGUAGAAGGUGAACUGAAAGGUCCUGGAGUGGAUAUCAAGGGCCCCAAAAUAGAUGUUGACAUGCCAGAUAUAGACCUUCAGGGUCCUGAAGGGAAGCUGAAAAUGCCCAAGUUGAAAAUGCCCAAAUUUGGCAUGCCAGGCUUCAAAGGGGAGGUUCCUGCUGUGGAUGUCAGUCUUCCAAAGGGCAAUAUUGAUGUUUCUGGUCCCAAAGUAGACAUUGAAGGCCCCAACUUGGACAUCGAAGGUCCAGAAGGGAAAAUUAAAGGUCCGAAAUUUAAGAUGCCAGAAAUGCAUAUCAAAGCUCCUAAAAUCUCUAUGCCAGACAUUGACCUGAAUUUAAAAGGCCCCAGGCUCAAAGGAGAUGUCGAUGUUUCUGUUCCAAAGGUGGAAGGUGACAUGAAAGGCCCUGAAAUAGACAUCAAAGGGCCCAAAAUGGAUAUCAGUGUCCCAGAUGUUGAUCUUCAUGGGCCUGAAGGGAAACUGAAAAUGCCCAAAUUCAAAAUGCCAAAAUUUGGAAUGCCAGGCUUCAAGGCAGAAGGCCCAGAAGUAGAUGUAAAUCUUCCAAAGGCAGAUGUUGAUAUUUCUGCACCCAAGCUAGACAUUGAAGCUCCUGGAUUAGACAUUGAAGGACCUGAAGGAAAAGCUAAAGGUCUCAAGUUUAAGAUGCCUGAACUAAAUAUACAUGCACCCAAGCUGUCUAUGCCUGAUGUAGAUCUGAAUCUAAAGGCCCCCAAAAUGAAGGGUGAAAUGGAUGUGACUGUUCCAGAGAUUGAGGGUGAACUGAAAGGACCCAACAUUGAUGUAAAAGGCCCAAAGGUUGAUGUAGGUCUCCCAGAUGUUGAUCUUGAAGGUCCAGAGGCCAAGCUGAAGAUGCCAAAAAUGAAACUACCAAAAUUUGGCAUGCCUGGGUGGAAAGGGGAAGGCCCUGAAGUUGAUGUAAGCCUUCCCAAAGGAGGCCUGGAAGUUUCAGGACCAAAGGUGGAAAUUGACGCUCCUGAUGUUGAGGUUGGAGGCCCUGAAGGAAAAAUAAAAGGUCCCAGAUUUAAAAUGCCCGAAAUGCAUUUCAAAACACCCAAAAUUUCCAUGCCAGAUAUUGACUUGAAUUUGAAAGGACCCAAGCUGAAGGGCGAUGUCGAUGUUUCUGUGCCAAAGCUGGAAGGAGAACUGAAGGGCCCUGCUCUCGACAUCAGGGGACCCACGGUUGACAUCAGUGGCCCAGAUGCUGAUCUGCAAGGCGGGGGGAAGCUGAAGAUGCCGAAACUGAAGAUGCCACAUUUUAGCAUGUCAGGCCCCAAGCUUGAAGGCCCUGAUGUAGAUCUGAGUUUGCCGAAAGGGGAAGUUGACAUUACAGCCCCCCAAAUAGAUGUGCAAGUUCCUGAAUUCGACAUCGAAGGCCCUGAAGGGAAGCUGAAAGGUUCUAGGUUUAAGAUGCCCAAACUAAACAUCAAAGGACCUAAAGUCUCCAUGCCAGAUGUAGACUUGAACCUCAAGGCACCAGGAAGAAGCGGAGGGAUGGAUGUAACUGUCCCAAAUAUUGAAGGCAAUUUAAAAGGACCCGAAAUUGACAUUAAGGCCCCCAAACUGGACAUUGAAGCACCUGAUGUUGAUUUACAGGGCCCUGAAGGAAAGCUGAAAGGGCCCAGAUUUAAGAUGCCAGAUAUGCACUUCAAGGCUCCCAAAGUCUCCAUGCCAGACAUUGAUUUAAAUCUGAAAGGGCCUAAAUUCAAGGGAGAUGCGGAAAUUUCAGCCCCCAAGUUGGAAGGUGAUUUCAAAGGUCCUGAAAUUGACAUCAAAGCCCCCAAACUCGACAUUGAUGCCCCAGAUGUUGAGCUACAUGGGCCUGAAGGAAAACUGAAGAUGCCUAAAUUAAAAAUGCCCAAAUUUGGAAUUCAUGGCUUCAAAGGGGAAGCACCAGAUGUGGAUGUAAGCCUUCCCAAAGCAGAUGUUGAUAUUUCUGGUCCCAAGGUUGACAUUGAAGGACCACAUCUGGAAUUUGAAGGACCAGAAGGAAAGCUGAAAGGUCCCAGAUUCAAGAUGCCUGAGAUGCAUUUUAAAGCCCCCAAACUCUCCAUGCCAGAUGUUGAUUUGAAUUUGAAAGGCCCUAAAUUUAAGGGAGAUUAUGAUGUUUCCAGUCCAAAGCUUGAAGGUGAAUUGAAGGGCCCAGGCAUUGACAUCACGGGACCUAAACUGGAUGCUGGAGUCCCUGAAGUAGACAUUGAAGGUCCUGAAGGGAAAUGGAAAGGUCCCAAGUUUAAGAUGCCUGAAAUGCAUAUCAAGGCUCCAAAAAUCUCCAUGCCUGAUGUCGACUUGAACCUGAAAGGCCCCAGACUCAAAGGCGAUCUAGAUGUUUCAGCACCCAAACUGGAAGGUGAUUUGAAGGGACCAGACAUUGACAUCAAGGGUCCUAAGUUGGAUAUUGAUGCCCCAGAUGUGGACCUCCAUGGGCCUGAAGGAAAACUGAAGAUGCCUAAAUUCAAAAUGCCCAAAUUUGGAAUGCCUAGUUUCAGAGCCGAAGGCCCAGAUGUGGAUGUAAGCCUUCCCAAAGCAGACCUUGAUGUUUCUAUUCCCAAAGUUGACAUUGAAGCACCAAGCUUGGACAUUGAAGGCCCAGAAGGAAAAGUGAAAGGGCCGAAGUUUAAGAUGCCCGAUAUGCAUUUUAAAGCCCCCAAACUGUCCAUGCCAGAUGUUGAUCUGAAUUUGAAAGGUCCCAAAUUGAAAGGAGACCUUGAUGUUUCUGCUCCAAAAUUGGAAGGUGACUUUAAAGGCCCAGAUGUUGAUAUCAAAGGUCCCAAACUGGACAUAGGUGCUCCCGAUGUUGAGAUUGGAGGCCCUGAAGGAAAGUGGACAAGUCCUAAAUUCAAGAUGCCAGAAAUGCACAUUAAAGCACCCAAAAUCUCCAUGCCAGAUUUUGAUUUGAACUUGAAAGGCCCUAAGGUGAAGGGAGAUGUGGAUGUGUCUGCGCCAAAGCUGGAAGGUGAUUUGAAAGGUCCUGAUGUUGAUAUCAAAGGGCCAAAAUUGGACAUUGAUGCGCCUGAUAUUAACAUUGAAGGUCCAGAGGGACAAUGGAAAAGUCCUAAAUUUAAGAUGCCAGAAAUGCACAUCAAGGCACCUAAAAUCUCCAUGCCAGAUGUUGAUUUUAGUUUAAGAGGCCCUAAGGUUAAAGGGGACAUGGAUGUGUCCGCACCAAAGCUGGAAGGUGAGCUGAAGGCCCCAGAAGUGGACAUCAAAGGGCCCAAGGUGGAUGUUGAUCUUCCUGAUGUUGAUCUAGAAGGACCUGAAGGGAAACUGAAAGGUCCCAAAUUUAAGAUGCCCGAUAUGCAUUUUAAAACUCCCAAAAUCUCCAUGCCAGAUUUUGACCUGGGCUUCAAGGGUCCUAAAGUGAAGGGGGAUGUGGAUGUUUCUGUACCAAAGUUGGAAGGGGAUCUGAAAGGACCAGAAGUUGAUAUCAAGGGUCCUAAAGUUGAUGUUGAUAUUCCUGAUGUUGAUAUUGAAGGACCAGAAGGAAAACUGAAAGGUCCCAAGUUUAAGAUGCCUGAAAUGCAUUUUAAUGUUCCUAAAAUCUCCAUGCCAGAUAUUGAUUUGAAUUGGAGAGGCCCUAAAGUUAAAGGGGAUGCUGAUAUUUCUGUACCUAAACUUGAGGGUGACUUGAAAGGCCCUCGUGUUGAUAUCAAGGGUCCUAAACUAGAUGUUGAUGUUCCUGAUGUUGAGAUUGAAGGCCCUGAAGGGAAGUGGAGAAGCCCCAAAUUUAAGAUGCCUGAAAUGCACAUCAAAGCACCUAAAAUGUCUAUGCCAGAUUUUGACUUGAACCUGAAGGGUCCCAAACUGAAGGGAGAUGCAGAUGUUUCUUUGCCAAAGUUAGAGGGAGAGCUGAAAGGACCAGACAUUGAUCUUACAGGUCCCAAGUUAGACAUUGAUGCUCCUGAUGUCACUUUAGAAGGUCCAGAGGGAAAGGUUAAAGGCCCAAAAUUCAAGAUGCCAGAGAUGCAUAUCAAAGCCCCCAAAAUUUCGAUGCCAGAUAUCAAAGCUCCCAAACUCUCAAUGCCAGAUGUUGAUUUGAAUUUGAAAGGUCCUAAACUGAAGGGAGAUGUUGACAUUUCAAUUCCAAAACUAGAAGGUGAUCUGAAAGGUCCAGAAGUGGAUGUCACAGGCCCCAAACUGGACAUCGAUGCUCCUGACAUUGAGAUUGAAGGCCCUGAAGGAAAGUGGAAAGGUCCUAAGUUUAAGAUGCCUGAAAUGCACUUCAGAACACCCAAAAUCUCCAUGCCAGAUUUUGAUCUGAAUCUGAAAGGUCCCAAAUUGAAGGGCGACAUGGAUGUUCCAAAGCUAGAAGGUGAUCUGAAAGGCCCAGAAGUUGAUAUUAAAGCUCCAAAGUUGGACAUAGAUGUUCCUAGCAUGGAUAUUGAGGGUCCAGAGGGAAAAGUGAAAGGUCCAAAAUUCAAGAUGCCUGAAAUGAAUAUUAGAGCACCCAAGAUCUCUAUGCCAGAUAUCGACCUGAAUUUGAAAGGACCCAAGUUGAAAGGAGAUGUGGACGUUUCACUGCCAAAGGCAGAAGGACCUGACAUUGACAUCAAAGGUCCCAAGUUGGACAUUGAUGCCCCAGAUUUAGAACUUCAUGGUCCAGAGGGCAAGCUCAAAAUGCCCAAAUUUAAAAUGCCGAAAUUUGGAAUGCCCAGCUUCAAAGGGGAAGGUCCUGAAGUGGAUGUCAGUCUCCCAAAGGGAGACAUUGAUAUAUCUGCUCCAAAGGUGGACAUAGAAGGCCCUGAAUUGGACAUCGAAGGUCCGGAAGGCAGAGUUAAAGGCUCCAAAUUUAAGAUGCCAGAAAUGCACAUCAAAGCUCCUAAAAUCUCCAUGCCAGAUUUUGAUCUCAAUUUAAAAGGUCCAAAGCUCAAGGGAGAUGUGGAUGUUUCUGUUCCCAAGCUGGAAGGAGACUUAAAAGGACCUGACAUUGACAUCAAAGGACCCAAGGUGGAUAUUGACGUACCAGAUGUUGACCUUCAGGGCCCCGAGGGCAGACUGAAAAUGCCAAAAUUCAAAAUGCCUAAAUUUGGAAUGCCUGGCUUCAAAGGGGAAGGCCCUGAAGUCGAUGUCAAUCUCCCCAAAGGAGACAUCAACAUAUCCGCUCCAAAGGUGGAUAUUGAGGGCCCUGAUUUGGAUAUUGAAGGUCCAGAGGGCAAAAUUAAAGGCCCCAAAUUUAAGAUGCCAGAUAUGCACAUCAAGGCCCCGAAAAUCUCUAUGCCAGAUGUUGACUUUAAUUUGAAGGGGCCAAAACUGAAAGGAGAUGUGGACGUUUCACUACCAAAGGUUGAAGGUGAACUGACAGGACCUGACAUUGACAUUAAAGGUCCCAAGCUCGACAUUGAAGCACCAGAUGUUGACUUACAUGGCCCAGAAGGCAAAUUGAAGAUGCCGAAAUUUAAAAUGCCUAAAUUCAGCAUGCCAGGCUUCAAAGGGGAAGGUCCUUCAGUGGACGUGAGUCUUCCAAAGGGAGAAUUAGAUGUAUCUGGCCCCAAACUAGACAUUGAGACACCUGACUUAGAAAUUGAAGGACCCGAAGGAAAGAUCAAAGGUCCCAAGUUUAAGAAACCUGAAAUGCACUUUAAUGUUCCAAAAAUCUCAAUGCCAGAUAUUGACUUGAAUUUGAAAGGUCCAAAAUUGAAGGGAGAGCUGGAAGGUGAUAUUAAAGGUCCUAAAAUCGAAGUGAAAGGGCCUGACAUUGACCUAGAGGCUCCAAAAGUUGAAAUUGAAGGAAAACCAAAGAAAUCAAGAUUCAAGCUUCCCAAGUUUAGCUUUUCUAGCUCUAAAGGUCAGACCCCAGAGGUUGAUGUAAAGCUUAAAAAACCGGAUGUUGAUAUAGCAGGUCCCAAAGUUGAUAUUCAAGCUCCAGACGUUGAUGUCCAUGGGAAAGCGAAAGGUUCUAAAUUUAAAAUGCCUUCCCUGAACAUUUCUUCACCUAAAGUUUCCAUGCCUGAUGUGGAACUAAAUUUAAAAGGGCCAAAAUUAAAAGGUGAUUUGGAUGUUUCUGUCCCAAGCUUGGAAGGGGAUCUGAAAGCUCCCGACCUUGACAUCAAAGGCCCCAAGUUGGAUGUCGAUGCACCAGAUGUUGAUCUCCAUGGACCAGAGGGCAAACUCAAAAUGCCCAAGUUUAGAAUGCCCAAAUUUGGUAUGUCUGGCUUCAAAGCAGAAGGUCCGGAGGUGGACGUAAAUCUUCCCAAAGCCGACAUUGAUGUUUCAGGUCCCAAGUUGGACAUUGAAACUCCUGACUUGGAUAUAGAAGGCCCUGAGGGGAAGAUCAGAGGCCCUAAAUUUAAAAUGCCUGAAAUGCAUUUCAAUGCCCCCAAGAUUUCAAUGCCAGACAUUGAUUUGAAUCUGAAGGGACCCAAGCUGAAGGGAGAUGUAGAUGUUUCAGCACCAAAGUUGGAAGGAGACUUGAAAGGCCUUGAUGUUGACAUCAAGGGCCCCAAACUGGAUGUUGACCUUCCUGAUGUUGACAUUGAAGGUCCAGAAGGAAAACUCAAAGGUCCCAAGUUUAAGAUGCCUGACAUGCAUUUUAAAGCACCUAAAAUCUCCAUGCCAGAUUUCGACUUGAACCUAAAAGGCCCCAAGCUGAAGGGAGAUGUUGAUGUCUCAGCGCCAAAGUUGGAAGGAGACUUGAAAGGUCCUGAAGUAGACAUCAAGGGCCCCAAAAUGACUGUUGAUGUUCCUGAUGUUGAUAUUGAAGGGCCGGAUGGAAAGCUGAAGGGACCCAAGUUUAAGAUGCCCGAUAUGCAUUUUAAAACCCCGAAGAUCUCCAUGCCAGAUUUUGACUUGAAUCUGAAAGGCCCCAAAGUGAAAGGAGAUGUGGAUGUGUCCGUGCCGAAGUUGGAAGGCGAUCUGAAAGGCCCUGAUGUUGAUAUCAGGGGACCGAAACUGGAUGUAGAGAUGCCCGAUGUUGACAUAGAAGGCCCAGAAGGAAAAUGGAAAGGUCCUAAAUUUAAGAUGCCAGAAAUGAACAUUAAAGCACCUAAAAUCUCCAUGCCUGAUGUGGAUUUCAACCUGAAAGGCCCCAAACUCAAAGGCGAUCUAGAUGUUUCAGCACCCAAACUGGAAGGCGAUUUGAAGGGACCAGACAUUGACAUCAGGGAUCCUAAGUUGGAUAUUGAUGCCCCUGAUGUGGACCUCCAUGGGCCUGAAGGAAAACUGAAGAUGCCUAAAUUCAAAAUGCCCAAAUUUGGAAUGCCUAGUUUCAGAGCUGAGGGCCCAGAUGUGGACGUAAGCCUUCCCAAAGCAGACCUUGAUGUUUCUGUUCCAAAAGUCGAUAUCGAAGCACCAUGUUUGGACAUUGAAGGCCCAGAAGGAAAAGUGAAAGGGCCGAAGUUUAAGAUGCCCGAUAUGCAUUUUAAAACCCCGAAGAUCUCCAUGCCAGAUUUUGACUUGAAUCUGAAAGGCCCCAAAGUGAAAGGAGAUGUGGAUGUGUCCGUGCCGAAGUUGGAAGGCGAUCUGAAAGGCCCUGAUGUUGAUAUCAGGGGACCGAAGCUGGAUGUAGAAAUGCCCGAUGUUGACAUAGAAGGCCCAGAAGGAAAAUGGAAAGGUCCUAAAUUUAAGAUGCCAGAAAUGAACAUUAAAGCACCUAAAAUCUCCAUGCCUGAUGUGGAUUUCAACCUGAAAGGCCCCAAACUCAAAGGCGAUCUAGAUGUUUCAGCACCAAAACUGGAAGGCGAUUUGAAGGGACCAGACAUUGACAUCAAGGGUCCUAAGUUGGAUAUUGAUGCCCCAGAUGUGGACCUCCAUGGGCCUGAAGGAAAACUGAAGAUGCCUAAAUUCAAAAUGCCCAAAUUUGGAAUGCCUAGUUUCAAAGCUGAGGGCCCAGAUGUGGACAUAAGCCUUCCCAAAGCAGACCUUGAUGUUUCUGUUCCAAAAGUCGAUAUCGAAGCACCAUGUUUGGACAUUGAAGGCCCAGAAGGAAAAGUGAAAGGGCCAAAGUUUAAGAUGCCCGAUAUGCAUUUUAAAACCCCGAAGAUCUCCAUGCCAGAUUUUGACUUGAAUCUGAAAGGCCCCAAAGUGAAAGGAGAUGUGGAUGUGUCCGUGCCGAAGUUGGAAGGCGAUCUGAAAGGCCCUGACGUUGAUAUCAGGGGACCGAAGCUGGAUGUAGAAAUGCCCGAUGUUGACAUAGAAGGCCCAGAAGGAAAAUGGAAAGGUCCUAAAUUUAAGAUGCCAGAAAUGAACAUUAAAGCACCUAAAAUCUCCAUGCCUGAUGUGGAUUUCAACCUGAAAGGCCCCAAACUCAAAGGCGAUCUAGAUGUUUCAGCACCCAAACUGGAAGGCGAUUUGAAGGGACCAGACAUUGACAUCAAAGGUCCUAAGUUGGAUAUUGAUGCCCCAGAUGUGGACCUCCAUGGGCCUGAAGGAAAACUGAAGAUGCCUAAAUUCAAAAUGCCCAAAUUUGGAAUGCCUAGUUUCAAAACCGAAGGCCCAGACGUGGACGUAAGCCUUCCCAAAGCAGACCUUGAUGUUUCUGUUCCAAAAGUUGACAUUGAUGCACCAAGAUUGGACAUUGAAGGCCCAGAAGGAAAAGUGAAAGGGCCGAAGUUUAAGAUGCCCGAUAUGCAUUUUAAAACCCCCAAAAUCUCCAUGCCGGACAUUGACUUGAAUCUCAGAGGCCCUAAAGUGAAAGGAGAUGUUGAUAUUUCUGUGCCAACAUUGGAAGGUGACCUGAAAGGCCCAGAUGUUGAUAUCAAGGGUCCUAAACUGGACAUCGAUGCUCCCGAUUUUGAGAUUGAAGGCCCUGAAGGAAAGUGGAAAAGUCCUAAAUUUAAGAUGCCAGACAUGCACUUUAAGACACCAAAAAUCUCUAUGCCAGAUAUGAACCUGAACCUGAAAGGCCCUAAAGUUAAAGGUGAUAUGGACGUUUCUGUCCCGAAGAUAGAAGGAGAUUUAAAAGGUCCUGAAAUUGACAUCAAAGGGCCUCAGAUUGAUGCUCCUGACAUUGAUAUUGAGGGACCAGAUGGAAAACUGAAAGGCCCUAAAUUUAAAAUGCCUGAAAUGAACAUCAAAGCUCCCAAAAUCUCCAUGCCUGAUAUAGACUUCAACCUGAAAGGCCCCAAAAUGAAGGGGAACAUGGACUUGGAUGUUUCACUCCCGAAAAUGGAAGGUGAUUUGAAGGGACCGAGUGUUGAUAUAAAGGGGCCCAAACUGGAUGUUGAUGUACCUGAUGUUGAGUUGGAAUGUCCUGAAGGAAAACUGAAAGGUCCAAAAUUUAAGAUGCCCGAUAUGCAUUUUAAAACCCCCAAAAUCUCCAUGCCAGAUUUUGACCUGAAUUUGAAAGGCCCCAAAAUGAAAGGAGACGUGGACGUGUCAGUACCACAAGUUGAAGGUCGUUUGGAAGGACCUGAUGUUAAUAUUAAAGGUCCAAAACUGGACAUUGACACUCCUGAUUUGGACCUCAAGGGUCCAGAAGGGAAACUGAAAGGCCCCAAGUUUAAGAUGCCUGAAAUGCACAUUAAGACUCCCCACAUCUCCAUGCCUGACGUAGAUCUCAGUCUGAAAGGACCUCAGAUGAAAGGGGACCUGAGUGUUUCUGGUCCAAAGCUGGAGGGAGACUUGAAAGGUCCAGAUGUUGACAUUAAAGGGCCUAAACUGGACAUUGAUAUGCCUGAUGUUGAUAUCCAUGGCCCAGAUGGAAAGAUAAAGUUCCCCAAGAUGAAGCUCCCGAAAUUUGGCAUGCCAGGGUUCAAAGGAGAAGGACCUGACGUGGACGUGAAUCUGCCUAAAGGAGAAUUUGAAGUAUCAGGUCCCAAAGUCAACCUUGAAGGUCCCAGCUUGGGCAUCGAAGGACCAGAAGGACAGCUCAAAGGCCCCAAGCUCAAGAUGCCUGAAAUGCAUUUCAAGACACCAAAAAUCUCCAUGCCAGAGAUCGACUUAAAUCUGAAAGGCCCCAAGGUGAAAGGAGAUGUGGAUGUUCCCAAGAUUGAAGGUGGUGUAAAAGGUCCAGGGAUUGGUAUUAAAGGUCCGGGAAUUGAAGCAAAAGGUCCUGAAAUUGAUCUAGAGUGUCCAGAUGUAAAUAUUGAAGGGCCAGAAGGAAACGUUAAACUCCCCAAAUUUAAGAUGCCAAAAUUCGGGUUUGGAGCAAAAAGCCCAAAAGCAGAUAUAAAAUCUCCCACUGUGGACAUCUCUCUUCCAGAAGGUGAACUGAAUGUUGAGUCACCUGACAUCCAUGUAUCCGGCAAAGGGAAGAAAAGCAAAUUCAAGAUGCCCAAAAUACAUAUGAGUGGGCCUAAGGUUAAAGGCAAGAAGGCCGGCCUGGAUGUGAGUGGGGAGAUGAGUGCAGGUGUGAAGGCACCCGAUUUAGAAGGAAGUCUCUCUUCCCCAGAUGCUUCACUGAAGGGGGACAUUAACAUCAAGUCGCCCAAGGAAAAGAAACCUAUGUUUGGGACAAUCGAAUUUAAGAUAAAAUCACCUGUGUUUAAGGCUGAUGCUUCUUUGCCAAAAGUGGAAGGAGAAAUCAGGGCACCAGGAAUAGAUCCAUCUGUAACAUCACCAGGUUUCGACAUUACUGUUCCAAGCACAAGUCUCCCCGAUGUUAAUGUUGGAGGUCCUGAGAUCAGUCUUAAGAAACCAAAGUUCAAAGUCUCCGGUGGGAACGUGGAUCUGGCUGGCCCCAAAUUGGAAGGAGACAUCAAAGUGCCAAGUAUUGAUGCAAAUGUUAGUGCUCCUGACAUCAGCCUGAAAGGUCCUUCAGUGAACCUACCUUCGGUGGACAUUUCAGCUCCCACUGUCUCAGCUCCUGCUCUGGACAUUAAUUUGAAAGGACCAAAGGUAAAAGGUGAUUUUGAACUUCCCAAAGGAGAAUUGCAAGGCCCAGAAGCGAAACUGAAGCUCCCCAAGUUUGGCUUGCCAAAGAUCGGAAAACCAGGAGUGAAAUUAGAAGGGCCGGAGGUGGAUCUUCAAGGACAACUGCCCUCAGCAAGCAUUGAUGUUUCAGCCCCAAGUAUCAAAGGAGAUAUGAAUGUUCCUGCAGUUGAUGUAAACUUGAAAGGACCAAAAUUUGGAGGAGAUCUGGGUCUUUCCGGUGAUAUUAAAGGCCCAACGAUCGGAAUUGGGAUGCCAGAUGCUGUCGGUGGUUUUGAAGGGAAGCUUAAAAUGCCAAAGUUCCAAGGUCUAGAUGUCAGCUUGAAUGCUCCAGACCUAGAUGUGAAAGGACCGUCAGUGAAAAUGACCUCUGGAGGAGGCGUUUCUGCACCUGAUUUUGAUGUGAAUUUGAAAGGACCAAAGAUCAAAGGCGAUCUUGGCAUUUCUGGUGACAUUAAGUCUCCUAAGGUGGCUGUUGAGGCACCCAGUGUUAACUUGGAAGGUUCUGGAGGCGAAAUUAAACUUCCUUCCCUCAAGCUUCCCCAGUUUGGCAUCUCCAGCUCUCAUGGCGAAGGUUCUAACAUGGAUGUGAAUAUUGCAGGACCACAAAUCAAAGGACCUGAUUUCAAAGGGCCUACCAUUUCUGCUCCAGCAUUUUCCACCCCAGACAUGGACUUGAACCUGAAAGGACCAAGCUUCAAAGGCGACGUUAAUAUUGCUGGUGACAUGAAAGGUCCAAAAAUUGAAGUACCGGGUGUAAAAAUAUCUGGCAUGGACUUUGAUGCUGGUGCUCCUGAUGUCAGUUUGAGAGGACCUUCACUCAACGUGUCAGCUCCCAAAGUUUCUGGACCAGACUUUGACAUAAAUUUGAAAGGGCCUAAAGUCAAAGGAGAUCUUGAUAUGCAGGGGGCAGGAGGCUUUCAGUUUUCUGGACCAAAAGUAGGUGGUAAUCUGAAAGGUCCUCAGGUAGAAAUCAAGGGUCCUUCUGUUGGGGUGGAUGUUCCACAAGGCCAUUUGGAAAGCCCGUCUGGAAAAGUGUCGUUCCCUAAGAUGAAAAUACCAAAAUUUGUGGUAAUGGGGCAGGAGUUAACAGGAAGGGAGGUUGGAGUUGAUGUUGAUUUCCCUCAGGCUCCACAAGCUAGUCUCCCUGCUGGGGCAGUGAAUGUUGAACUAGAAGAGCCUGACAUUAAGCUUAAGAAAUCUAAAAUUAAAAUGCCAAAGUUCGCUUUCUCUAAAUCUAAGGUCAAAGGCAGUGUUGGGUCCCCAGAGGUCUCGGCAUCUGUUUCAGGGGGUGAGGGAGAGUUAAAGGCUAGUUUGGGUUCCUUGGAGGGUGACUUGGAAGCAGGUGAAGCAACUGCCUCUCCAAAAGGGAAGUUCUCGUUUUUUAAGACCAAAAAGUCACGUCACCGGUCAUCAUCCUUCAGCGACGAGCAUUCCUCACAUUCAACGCCAACCGGCACACUGGAGCAUGAGGGCAAGCAUGCCAAGCUGAAAUUUGGUACCUUUGGGGGGAUAGGGUCAAAAUCUAAAGGUUCCUAUGAGGUAACGGGAAGUGAUGAUGAGGGAAAGAUGCAGGGUAGUGGGGCCUCACUAGCAUCCAAGAAGUCUCGGCUAUCUUCCUCCUCGAGUAACGACAGUGGGACGAAAGCAGGGUUUCGAAUGCCAUCAGUGGAGUUGACUGUGGCAAAGAAGAAAGAAUAAAAUGAGGGGGAUCUCAUGUACAUAUUGUCUGUGUAUAUAUAUCUCUUUACUUUCUGUGUGUGUAUAUAAAUUUUACUAGCUUGAAAUACUCAGCAAUAAAAUAGGUGAUGCCCAGUGAAAUGGUAGGCCUUAACUGAGAUACGACUACUGUUUUACUGCGAUCAGGGAGGUGUCCACCAAUAUGUUUCCAUCUUCCAUAGAUAUAGAUAGAUAUCUGACAGAAACUGGCACAGCUGCUCUUUUGGUUAAGUCCUUAGCGGGGUUGUGGCAGUUGAAAGCCACAUCCAUUUCUGAGAAUGCACUACUCCACUUUCCCACAAUGCACUGCGGCCACAAGUGCUGAAAAUUGUGCCAAAUCAGUUAGCAGAAAGACAAGGACUGCUUGGUGAAUCAGCCAUUUCCAUUGAAUUAAUCUGUAUAAUUUGUGCCAAGGCUAAUUCUGAAUGACUUACCCAUUAGAGAGGAAGGGCCAGGAUCUUUUAUGAUAUGUAAAGUUGUGCCAUGAGGGAGAUGGAUGUACAGUUCCUCAGAUGUAUUUUGGAAGUUUUCUCUUGUGUUCAGGAUUAGGGUUUUGCGCUUCGUAUGCUGAGAGCUUUACGUUUACUUUAGCAAGCUUUAAAACAAAUAUAUAUAUAUAUAAUUUUCAUUUUGGUGAACAUCUUCAGUGUUGGUCUACUACGGAAAUAGUUCAAUUUAAUGAUCUUUUGGGGCUUUUAUUUGCAGGGGGUUGGAAUUUCUAUCAUUAAAAUGGAUAUAUUGAAAGAAAAACACUGUAAAAGUAUAUAGAAGCAACUGAGAUGUGUCAAAUUUCAACCUCACAAGAUUUGUGUUGUCUCAAAAGGUUUUUAUUAGCUGGGAAAGGGCAGAAAAGUACAUCUGCAAAGACACCCAUGGUUUAAUUUAAUUUAAGUUUUGUUGGGUUAAAGAAUACUUUGCUACAAUAAAUUAACUGAAAACUAACUUUUGUACAUUCUGACGUCCUCUUAGUUGUCUCCAUAUAUUUGACAUUCGUUGUAUUAUAAGACAGGACUUUCUCUUAGUUGUGGUGCGAAGAUUCUAUCUGCUACUCUAGUCCCUUUCACCCUUAAAGGUAUUUGUUAUCUUUUCGUUAACAAAUGUAUCUUGAUUUAAAACACAAGCCAGACAAAAUAAGAAAAGGAAAACUCUUUCUCAGCACUUUAAGGCAAAUUAAUUGAGAAUGUAAGGAAACUGAUCUUGUAAAAUGCAAAUAAACUGUUUAUUAACCUUU